Messenger RNA from Acaulospora colombiana, 639 nucleotides. Lineage: Eukaryota; Fungi; Glomeromycota; Glomeromycetes; Diversisporales; Acaulosporaceae. The record is from the annotation of a GenBank genome assembly.
GAAGACUUUGACUCUUUGGUCUCACCUUGGUACCCAGAAUCUCCUGAAUUAGAGCUGAAGGCUGAGGAACUCAAAACACUGUUUCGAGUCAGCGAAGACGAACGGGCAAACUUCCUUCAUGCAAGAAUUAUGAUUGUUCUUAUCUCGCAACCCCCUGAAUCUGGAACGGAGGCUUCCUUUCACUACACAUGGGAUAGCAACAUUUCACAGAUUAUCAAGACAAUUAUCAGCAACGGAAGCCCUAUUCGCGACAACAACCGAGACACGAACACAGCACUCAAAAGACCUGAUUAUGGGUUUCUGGUCAAGAAGUAUUGUCUAUUCCGGGGCGAGGAAAAAGCUCCAGAUUCAAGUGAUGACCCAAAAAAGGAACUUAGAGUAAAGCUGGUCGAUUUCUCAUAUCAGCCCCUAAAAUAUAUCUUAGGAUAUUAUGCAUUUGGCCCCAAUGUCAACUAUGUUGCAAUCACCAAUAUGGGUGGACGCAUAACUACGGAGCCACUCUUCGCUCAUGGUCUGAGAUUCAAGGCCGAGCGGCUUGCUAAUAUCAUUCACCUCAUUCGUUUGUGUAGUGCCCUCUCUUGGAUGAGUGAACAGCUUGAACCUCGCAUCAACCCUGAAUUCACGGCAAUCGAACGGUAU